UGUCAUCAUUACCAAGGUGUUCUCUAGGUGUUUUGAUCGCAUUUGUGAGGAUUUCAAAUUUAAAAAACCAUAGAUUGAAAUUAAUAUUUUUUUUUUAUAAAUUCUCGCUUGCCUUUUGGGAAAGUUAUCAAAUGAAACUUCCUUGACUAGAACUAGUUGUUUUUUAAAGUGUAAACUUUUCACGAUGGUAAAUAAGCGAGAGACUGAACUCCCUGUGCUUGGAUCUAGAUGAAAUAACCUGACCCGUACCCGUUUUCGUUUCUGUUUUGAUUCUCGGUGGCCCCCGCAACAAUGACCAUGGACAUUCACCAGCACAGCCUCCGAGUGGACACGACAGUGGCUGGGCACAAAGGCCUCGACCAGUUCCACCAGACGAUGUCCCCCAAGUCCUCGCCCCGCUCCCCCGCCUCGGCCUCCCCCAAAACCUAUCCUCCCACUACCCCCUCGCCGUACCACCUGGAGAAACCCCGCGCAAAACGCAGCUUUGACGUCGCCUUCCUUAUCCAACCGGACGAUUUAUCCAAAAAGCGACAGCAGAAAUCAAAACCGGUUCCGACGCAACCCUUGAGCCACCCCGUACAGGAAAUGCCAAAAAUCAAUGGGUUUCCGGAUGCGCACCUAUCGAAUUUGCUCCUUCAGAACGGGUACCUUUACGAACCACGGCAUACGUUGCAGGGCCUACCCCUGAAACAACUAGAAGACCACCCGCCGUACAACCUGGUGAUGGAGAAAAGCCCGUUCAACCUGGACUCGCUGAGCGUGAUCGGCUCAAAGAGCGCGUUCACGAAGGUGGCCCAGCCGGACAGGCGCCAAGUCCAGGAGAAAGUCGAAGAGAAGAUGUUCACCCCCUCGCCGUCCCCCUCGGUGUCCUCGCAGCUCUCGGGGGUCUCGGGGGGCGGAGGGGCCUCUCCCGAUCCCAGCUACCAGGACUCCCUCAGCCCCCCGAGUCUCCGCUCACCUGAACCCUUCGUUCGUCACCCCGCCAUGACACCUUACGAGAUCCCGAGGGAAAAGGUCGUCGGGAAGAUGUUCCCGGAGGAGAAGCAGGCGUUUCCGUCGGGGGUUCCGAAGGGGGCGUUCCCUAGCGAGUUCCCGUACCCGGGUCUGUCGGUGCCCAACUACCCGUUCCCGCAAAUGACGGCGUUCCCGCGGCAAGCGGUGCCGAUGCCCCUUCUGGCGGCCGCCACGGUGUUGCCCUCCUCGCUGGCCGCCCUCACCCUCCCGGCCCAAAACGUCUGCGCCAAGUGUAAGGUCAGCUUCCGCAUGACCUCUGACCUCGUCUACCACAUGCGCUCACACCACAAGCGGGAGACCACGGCCAAUGACACGCUACGUAAACGCCGAGAGGAGAAGCUCAAGUGUCCGGUCUGCAACGAGUCGUUCCGGGAGCGGCACCACCUGACGCGGCACAUGACGGCGCACCAGGACAAGGAGAGCGACCGGGAGGACCUCGAGGAUGCCGAGAUCUCGGAGAUCACGGCCCGGGCCUCCGCCUCGGCCUCGGCCACGGGCAAGAAGCAGGAGAAGGCGCCGCCAUCCAAGUGACCCUCGGCCACGGCCGCCAAGAAGAGCAAGCGCCCCGGCGCAUCGCCCACCCACCCGCCCACGCACCCGCCAACGGCCGUCUUCCAGGAGUGCGUCGAUCUCCGCCGAGGCCCCGUCUUCUUCGUCGAUCCUUGAGAGCAUUCCCUAUGACCCACCGAUGGAGCCCAAUGCGCUCUGGUGCAUUCCGAGACAGGAUUCAGAUAAACGAUUCUCGUGAGCUAUCACAUGAAGUUGGGAUCAAGUCAGUCUUUAAAAGUCCAAAUACCAAGCUUCAAAUAAAAAAACCGACUCCUGGGAACCUGAAAACUGCCGUCUUCGGAUUAAUACCAAAACUUGGUGCCAGCGUAGCAUAAAGUCUAGUCAAUUGCAAUUGGACGCCGUCCUAAAAAAAAUCACGUAAAUGAGUGAAUUAUUUGAAUUUGUAAAUUUUUAUAGUUAUGCAAUAUGAUAGUAUGUAAAAAUUACCUCUGUUACCUCUUGAAAAUUUUAACGCUGAUUAGUUUUAAUCUUCUCAGUUGUUAAUGUAAAUUAUGUAAAUUAUGAAGACUUGUUCGUUUUUAAGCCAAACGAAUAGGCAAAUCGUGCAAUAUCAGUAAUUUUAAGGUUUCUACUUGUGUAAAAUGUACUCUGAAAUACUUUUAAAAGUCAAGAACACUUUUGAAAAGUGA
Messenger RNA from Bemisia tabaci, 2213 nucleotides. RefSeq lists its product as uncharacterized. Gene Ontology annotation, biological process: regulation of DNA-templated transcription. Gene Ontology annotation, cellular component: nucleus. Lineage: Eukaryota; Metazoa; Arthropoda; Insecta; Hemiptera; Aleyrodidae. The record is from RefSeq and is a predicted model, not a curated record.